Messenger RNA from Nasonia vitripennis (jewel wasp), 3975 nucleotides. Its product is annotated as multidrug resistance-associated protein 4. Gene Ontology annotation, cellular component: membrane. The record is from RefSeq and is a predicted model, not a curated record. Lineage: Eukaryota; Metazoa; Arthropoda; Insecta; Hymenoptera; Pteromalidae. The coding region runs from base 156 to 3890 and encodes 1244 amino acids. Gene Ontology annotation, molecular function: ATP binding; ABC-type transporter activity; ATP hydrolysis activity. The transcript is spliced from 15 exons. Gene Ontology annotation, biological process: transmembrane transport.
UCUUCUGCUUUCCACGUACUGACUUUAUGUUUUAUAUUCCAGUGUCGGAUAUCUCCGGCACUGUUCGCACAAGGAAUUCGUUACUUUUAACAUCGGGACUAAUAUAUAAAUUUAUACUCCAGUAGUUCAAUUUUCAUCUUUUUUUCCUUCAAAAAAUGAACAUUUUUAACAAGUUAUUCUUUUGGUGGUUGAAACCAAUAUUCUUUCGCGAGAAACACAAAAGUCUGGAUGUAGAUGAUUUGCACAACGUUUUACCAGAAUUCUCCAGUAAAUCACUUGGGGAUCGAUUGGAAAGCGCAUGGUUUGAAGAAUUAAAAAACCAUAAAUUUACAAACCGAAAGCCUAGUUUAUUCCAAGCUUUGUGUAAAACUUUUGGCGGACUAUUUUGGUACUACAGUAUUCACGUUUUCAUCAUAUGUGUGAUUUUAAGAGGUCUUUUGCCUUUUACUCUCGGACUUUUAAUCUGGCACUUUGAUUCUCGCUCGGAUUCCACGACUCAAGAUGCUUGUCUUUGUGCUGUUGCUCUUCUGGCAAUGAUAGUGCUCCAAGCAAUGGUAGGACAUCAUUCAGUAGCAGGUAGAAAAGAAGUAGGAAUGAGAAUUUCGAUAGCUAUCUCGUCAUUGGUGCAUAGAAAGAUCCUUCGUCUUUCAAUUUCAUCGUCGAACGAGUUUAACACUGGAAGCAUUAUAAACAUAUUAUCCAACGAUGUGGCAAAAUUCGAAGACGUCUGCAUGUUCUGGCACUAUGUUUGGGUCUUGCCAAUUCAAGGUAUUGUAAUGGCUUAUUUCAUUUGGAACAACGUAGGCGUGUCUUCUUUGGCUGGUAUAUUUUUUCUCGUCAUCCAGACCGUUCCCGUUCAAAAACAUUUGGCCAAAGUAACAGCAAAGAUUAGGGCGAAAGUUGCGAGUAAGACCGACGAAAGAGUUCGCUUGAUGAGUGAGAUAGUGCGAGGGAUUCGUGUGAUAAAAAUGUACACCUGGGAGAAACCCUUUGAAAAUCUAGUAUUCCUUGCAAGAAGAUAUGAAGUGGAUGCUAUCGCUGUGAAAUCUUACAUGCGGGGAGUCAGCGCGGCGACAUCCGUCUUCGCUGAGAGCACGAGUAUGUUCUUCAUCAUAAUGACUUAUGUUCUGCUUGGCAAUGCUCUGGAGGCCAGUGUGGUGUACUCAGUGGCUCAGUACUUUAGUAUGAUUAAGGUCAUGAUUACUGUUUUUUAUCCACGAGCUCUUUCCUCAGCUGCCGAGGCUCGAGUUUCCCUCAAGCGUAUCGAGGAUUUUUUAUUUUUGGAUGAGGUUGAUUCGAAGAUGAAUCUCGAGGAUGUUAAAAAGAGAAAAGGCAGUGCCCGCAUUAUUAUUGAAGAUCUGAGCGCUUCUUGGUCGAGAAGCACGACUGAGCAAGUUUUACAAAAUAUCAAUUUGAAAAUCUCAGCUGGUGAGCUGUGCAUUUUAGCUGGUCCGACAGGCUCAGGAAAAUCAACGCUUUUAAAAACUAUCCUUGGAGAACUGCAGGUAAAUUCUGGACAGAUUAAGGUAGACGGCCAAGUCUCAUACGCUUCCCAAGAACCCUGGCUAUUUGCCGGAACCGUAAAGAACAACAUAUUGUUUGGUCAAGAUUAUGACAAAGAGAAAUAUGAUCGAGUCGUGAGCGCUUGUGCCUUGAAAAAUGAUUUCGAGUCGCUACUGAAUGGAGAUGAAACGUACGUUGGUGAUCGAGGCGCUAUGCUCAGUGGUGGUCAGUGUGCGAGGGUUAACUUGGCGAGAGCAAUUUAUAGAGAUGCGGAUAUAUACUUGAUUGACGAUGCACUGGCAGCAGUCGAUAGUAAAGUGGGCAAAUUUGUAUUCGAUAAUUGCAUCAAUGGAUUGCUAAAGGAAAAAAUUAAAAUUCUGAUAACUCACAAUUUUCAGUACUUUCAAGAAGCCGAUCAGAUUAUCGUUAUAAACGAUGGUCAAAUAGAUUACUCGGGUACUUUUUCUCAUCUUAUCGAUUACCGCUUACUUGAGCUACCUCAACAUACAUCAAGUCCUGUAGUAAAUAAAACACCGCUAAAAGAUGAAAGCUCAAUUCAAAACGGACUCGAAUUAAAAUUCACUGAAAAUAAAUCAACGAAGGUGAUGAUUGAUGAGAAAGACAAGCUUUUGAAAAGCAAACAAUUAUCUACUAGUUCUAUGUGCUGGAGAUAUUUCAGAGCUGGAGGCUCGAUUUUUGCGUUGCUCUGUUUGGUACUGAACUUCGUUUUGGCACAAGCUUCCGUCACUGGAUGUGAUUAUUGGUUGGCUCAUUGGAUUAAGCAAGAGGAGAGUCAAGUUAAAACUCAUACAAAUAAUAGUAGUGUUUCAAUUGAACUAAGAUUUGCUCUUUACGUUUUCGCGGGUUUACUGCUAGCUAGUGUCAUCAUGUGGACUGCAAGCAGUCUUUUCUAUUACAAAAUCUGUAUGACUGCAAGUAGAAAAUUACAUAAUCAAAUGUUUUCGUGUCUUUUAAAGUCCCCUAUGCGCUUUUAUGAAAUCAACCCUUCGGGAAGAAUUCUGAACAGAUUCUCAAAAGAUAUUGGACUGGUUGACGAAACUUUGCCGACCACGACACUCGAUGCAUUGCAAGUGCUGUUAAAAAUAAUUGGUGUGAGCAUCCAGGUUUUAAUUAUAAACUGGUGGUCAAUAGUUCCCAUGAUCAUAAUGAGCACCAGUUGUUGGAAAUUGAAAAAUGUGUACUUGCCGACCGCUCAAAAUAUAAAACGUUUAGAGAGCAAAGCAAAAAGUCCAGUGUAUUCUCAUGUCAAUUCAACUAUGUCUGGUCUUGCUACAAUUCGCUCAGCAGAAGCUCAAGAAAAAUUGAAAGCAGAAUUCGAUUCAUUGCAGAACGUCCACACGUCUGCUCACUAUCUCAAUAUAGUGUCAUCGUCAGCUUUUGGUUUUUAUAUUGAUAUUUUGUCUGUUAGUCUGUUAGCAUUCGUCGUUUUUUGUUUUAUAAUUCUCAAAGACAGUAAUACUUUUGCUGGAAUAGUAGGACUGGCGAUAACUCAGAUUCUCAUGCUGUACGGAUCGGUUCAAUACGGUCUUCGACAAACGACUGAGAUGAUGACGCAAAUGAUAAGUGUAGAGAGAAUUUUUCAGUUCACAAGUUUGGAGCAGGAAGGUCCAUUUGUAACUAAUGAUUAUAACACAUUAUCAAAGAAUUGGCCGCAGAACGGUCAAAUUAAGUUUGAUCAUUUAUCUUUGAAAUACUCAGAUGAAGAUGAACUAGUUUUGAAAGAUAUAAAUCUGAGCGUUAGGCCAGGAGAGAAGAUUGGAGUCGUCGGUCGAACUGGAACAGGAAAGUCAUCUCUUAUUUCUGCAUUAUUUCGACUAGUAAAUUCAGAUGGUUCUAUAUUUAUAGACGAUAUUGAUAUUAAAAAGAUCGGACUUCACGAUCUUCGUAGUAGAAUAUCUAUCAUACCUCAAGAUCCUGUGCUAUUUACUGCCACAUUGAGGACUAAUCUUGAUCCGGCGCAGAAGUAUAAUGAUGACGUUAUUUGGCAAGCAUUAGAAGAUGUAGAAUUAAAGAGUAAAUUUAAUACCUUAGAUCAUCAAAUCGAAAAUGGAGGCAACAAUCUCAGUACUGGACAAAAACAACUUUUGUGUCUAGCUAGAGUCAUCAUGGCAAAAAAUAAAAUUUUAAUCCUUGAUGAAGCUACAGCUAAUGUUGAUCUAAGUACCGAUGAAAUAAUUCAGAAAACUAUAAGAAUGAGAUUUUCAAAUUGUACCAUUAUAACUAUUGCACAUAGACUGAAUACAAUUUUAGACAGUGAUAAAAUCUUGGUGAUACACCAAGGUGAAGCAGUUGAAUUUAACACUCCACAAAAUUUAUUGCAACUAAAAGAUGGAUAUUUUUCUAAUAUGAUGAACUGUAUUCUGUGAUAUUUGUAAGAUUUUUAGUUUUAUAUAAUAUGUAAUGGUACGAUAAUAAUUAAGUAAAAAAAUACAUGACAUUAUUACAUAAAUA